GAUGCUGGUCCGUGCUACUGGGUGCGCCAUAUUGGCUGGCUUACAUGGGGAGUGGAGUUGGACAAGCAGCUUGAAAAACCAAACCCGUUUCCGGACAUGAAGCACUUUGAGGAUAACAAGUAAAUCAUCGCGGUAGGAUUUAUUUGUUUCCUUAGGUGCAGAGUGUUUAAUUUGCCACAUUGCUCGCCAUUUCCCCGUGAAGAGGUUCUCGGCAAACUCGAGUCCAAUGGAUCCCAGGACCGCUUGGAUCCAGCCGGAGCAGAAGGGACCUGCCAAUUCCCUGUGGAUGCACAUUUGGGAAACCUCUCAGGGAUUUGGAGCACACUCCGGCAUCGACAACCACCUUCACCACCAACGCAACUUUGCAGCGCAAAAUUCAAACUCCACGGACUCAAACGGCGAGUAUUGCAAGAAUGUAGCGCUGCUGCCGCCGCCGCCGCCGCCGCCGCCGGGGGUUGUGUUUGGGAAGCUGCCGAGGCGAGACGGCGGCGGAGACAGGGGAAGUGUCCGGAGGAAGGGCUCGUUGUCGCCGUCCUCUUCCUCUCUGGACUCGGAGGCCGAGAGCUCCUCGCCUUCCGGCUCCUCUCUGCGGAUCGACAAUUUGAACGUUGCGGAGGAGGCCAGCCGGUUCCUGCACUACGGCGAGCACGAGUUGAACGAGAACAAUCUCAGACAGCAGUAUCCCCCUCCGCCUUUUCACGCUGUUCAGCAACACUGUCGCAGCAUGCAACAAUCUAACGGCCACACCCCCACGGGGAUGAAAAAUCAGCACGGGAGCAAGCACCAACACUAUCAGUCACAUUCAUCCGGCCGCAGGAGGCAUCUGAACAGAGCCAACACUUUCCACGGCAUCAACCCGCUCCUGUCCUACGGCUGCAAUGGCCCGUAUGUGGACUCCUCUUGUAGCCUGUGGAAAACCAGGCGGUACAGCCCGGGCAUUAAUGGUCUGCAUGAAGAGAUAUUGGACUUUUUCAACUUCAUGUCACCACGACCAGAGGAGGAGGCCAUGAGAAGAGAUGUCGUGAACAGAAUAGAAAGUGUCAUCAAGGACUUGUGGCCCACGGCACGGGUGGAGAUAUUUGGCAGCUUCAGCACAGGACUUUAUCUUCCAACAAGUGACAUUGACCUGGUGGUGUUUGGAAAGUGGGACCAUCCUCCACUGCAGGAACUGGAACAAGCCCUGAAGAAACACAAUGUCGCUGGCCCAUAUCCCAUCAAGGUCCUCGACAAAGCUACAGUGCCAAUCAUCAAGCUUACUGACCAUGAAACAGAGGUGAAAGUGGACAUCAGCUUCAAUGUAGAAACUGCUGUGAAAGCAGCACAGUUCAUCAAAAGCUACCUUAAGAAGUACACAGUUCUGCCACCACUUAUCUUCGUCUUGAAGCAGUUCCUACUGCAGAGGGAUCUGAAUGAAGUCUUCACUGGAGGCAUCAGCUCUUAUAGCCUUAUACUAAUGGCCAUCAGCUUCCUGCAGUUACACCCUCGGAUCGACACACGACGUGCCAACAUCAACCUGGGCAUCCUGCUGAUCGAGUUCUUUGAGCUGUACGGCCGCGACUUCAACUACAUGAAAACCGGCAUCCGGGUGAAGAACGGAGGGGCCUACCUGUCCAAGGAGGAAAUGCUCAAAGCCAUGGGGAAUGGAAACCGCCCAUCCAUGCUCUGCAUAGAAGAUCCAAUUCAGCCAGGAAAUGACGUGGGCAGGAGUUCAUAUGGCAUCCUGCAGGUGAAGCAGGUGUUUGACUUUGCCUACAUGGUGCUGAGCCAUGGAGUGUCUCCUCUUGCACGUGCUUACCCCAACAAAGAAUAUGACAGUACUUUAGGACGCAUCAUUAAAGUCAGCCCACAGGUGUUGGCCUACAGGGACUGGACAAUCAAGAAGUGGGGAGCCAAGCAGUAUGCUAAGCUGGAGAACCAUGCAGUAUUCUGUGCGGUCCUAGAUGUAGAGGCCUGUGAGCAGGACCUUGCCAGGCUGAUGCUGGUUUCUGUGGAGGAUCAGAGAGACAGUUCCUCCCCCCUCAGCGCUGACUCCUCCUCACCUUCGCCAGUCUUCCUUCCCAGCCCUCAACACCAUUCAUCCUCAUCCUCGGCAUGCUCGCUCUCCUCCUCCUCCGGAAGUGACAUAGAGUCUGAUUCUCCGCCGAGCAGUAAUGCUGCUAUCCAACUCCACCCCCUCACCCUGGCCUCAGUCCAUCCAAUAAUCCAGAUGGCUACUGACCUUAGGGCCACACAUCCAGCAGGCUUUAUUCAUGCCACACCACAGGUCCAGAUGUCCCUCCCAGAAAACCUAACCAUCCCCUCCCUUUCUGAUUGCCAGUUCUACCAUGAGAAUCCACCUUCAAUCAGUGUUGUGCACCGUCACGCAUCACAAGCUGCACAAGUCUCCCAGCACAACAACUCCACAAGUCCUAUCCCCAGCCCCCUCCACCGGCUCCACCACCCUCAGGUGGGAGGGCAGCAGAGUCACACUUACACCAUGAGAUCCAAUUCCAAUGGUUCCAUUGAGCCGCACAAAUUUACCUUCAAGCACAACCAUGGUGGCAGCCUCCGAGGUCAAAACCACUCUCAAGGUAACUUCAGUCCCCAGCGGCGGUUUGUUCCCCAGGGUCAUAACACGGCACCGGGCUUCAGGAACCAGCAGCAGUACAACCGUAACACCUGGCGACGCAGAAAGAGGGACAAUCUUCCUGCUCUCAACCAGAGUAGAUGAAAGACUAAAGGCGCAGGAUUCGACAUCACUCGUACUAGCAGUUGAAGGCCUCACUCAGCCCCUCAUGAGUCUUUGAGUUGAGAAGCUGUGAGUGAUUCAUGAAACCUAUUUUUUUUUUGUUGGAGGCUCUCAAAAAUGCACCUACAUCGUGCUGGAAUUCCCGAGUCUCCGCGAGUCGUCUCCCAAGGUGUCGAAUGAUCGAUCUCUGCUAGCAUUGUGCAAGCACUAAGUGAUGCUGCAGGGCUCUUGUAGGUGAAAGAAAACUGUAAAAUGCUUAACCGUGGUCAUUUUGUUACAUCAGUCUGAUGGUAGUCAGAGCCCUUCCUCUAAAUUUGAUGUACACCAGCACAGACUUUGAGUUAAAUGAGGAAUUACUGAUUCCAAGACUUGAGUUUUCUCACCAGUGUCACUUCCUAGCAGCUAAAAUCUGCAGCUGGUUGGCUGAAGAGUUUGAUCAAGUAUUGAGUUUCCAUGCAAAUUCAACUUAGAACAUCAUGUGCCAUAGUACUGAAAUGGUUUGUCAAACCUGGUCUCUCUCAAACAUUUGGGCCUUUUUGAUGAGGUUUGGGGCUCGUUUGGUCUUCUGAAUGCCACUCCCUAUUAGCACGCUCUUGAUUCAGAGCUCUUACAGCUUUGACGAUCAUUUGCGAAUCGUACUCUGGACUGAGGCAAAGCACUACCUUUCUACCUAUGCAGCGCAACGCUGACAUGAUGUUUUUGGUGUGACGGCACAAAACUGACCUUGUCUCAAGUGCUUAAACUGUGAUGACUUGUUUGAAUGUACUAAGUGUUUCUUUUUGUUUGUUAGUCAAUAUCCUUUGUUCUCUUGUUUUUGUCACUGAGGGAUUUUUUUGUUCACAUUGGCACUAUGUUUUUGUACUGUAAACAUUGCCACCUUAUUUUAAGUUUGUUGCAUUUAUAUGCAAUAAUGACUUGCUUUUAUUUAAUUUAUUUCACAUUUUAGUUUUAUUUUAGGGGUUCUCCCCACUAUAAGUUCGCUUUUUUUGAUUCUAGACUACAUUGAUCUGUGCAAUAGAUGGAUUUAAGGGCCUUGAAGGAAUGUGUUUGUGUGUGAACAGCUUUCCAGUAGAGGGGGGAGCUAUGGUAUAACAACAUGAGAAAUGUGCCAAAAAUCCCAUGAUGCCAACAUUUUACUCAUGUUUAAUUAACCAUCGCAUUAUAAUCACUUGAACUUCUGCCAACUGCCUGUCCAAAUGUUUUUCCACCACUAGUUCUCAUUUUAAGCAUAUCACUCUUCUCAGUGGUUUGACUUUUAUUUGGGUGUAUUUCCUCUUGAUAGACCACAGACUGUACUGGGGAAAAUGCACCUUUAGCAGUCUUUUACUCAUGUCAUUUCAAAAAUUAGGUUUCCAAAAUAGUUGGUGCUACUUAUUACCAGCAAAGUGCUUCUUUUCUGCCUUUAUAUCUCCUUUUGAUUCUGUUAAAGCAACAGGUUAACUGCCUUUGUAAAUGACCAAAUCUGCCCUUUUUUUCCUGUAUGUAGCCGAAGCUUUCUGUCUUUGUUUCUAUAAGCACUGUCAGGGUUACUUGGCUUUUAUUUUUACAUACAGCUUCUAGGUGUAUGCUCCAGAAGCAGACUCCUACUGUAGUCAUUGAUUGUUGGCAUUUGCAUCACGUCACUUUUUUUUUUUUUUUUUUAAAUUUGAAGGUGAUAGCUACAAACUGGUUGUGUGGGAGGUCCUUACAUUUCAGGGGCUUUCCUCUACAUAUUUAAAGUCAGUAUUCCUAAAACAAGGUUUCAAAGCUACAUAAUUUACACAGCAAUCUAUAAGAGGACUUGAGCUUGGGACAUCACAGAUUCACCGUUACAGGAGUUUUGGUAGAGCCAUUAACAAAACCAAACUUUGGUGAAGUCAUGUGUUUUCAAAAGUCUGAUCAUUGUAACACCCUCGGUAUCAAACUGAUGGACUCAACAUGAUACUGCUUGCAUUAUCCGCUUGUUUUCAGUGCGGCUUUUUCAGUAAGCCGCCUAAAGGAUAAUCGAUUGGUUGUUACAUCUCUUUUGCCACAAACCAAAUCCCCAGCUCAUAUCUGUGUAAUUAAGGAUGGGUUGUAAUGUGUAAAUGACUGACAUAUAGAUGUAUACCUUGUUUUUUUUUAUGUAAGUUUUUCUAUUUUUUUAAUAAACAUUUUAAAACUCCA
This is a messenger RNA of Xiphias gladius (swordfish), 4873 nucleotides long. RefSeq names its product terminal nucleotidyltransferase 4A-like. Bases 227 to 2710 code for a protein of 827 amino acids. The record is from RefSeq and is a predicted model, not a curated record. The transcript has 12 exons. Gene Ontology annotation, biological process: RNA 3'-end processing. Gene Ontology annotation, cellular component: nucleolus; TRAMP complex. Lineage: Eukaryota; Metazoa; Chordata; Actinopteri; Istiophoriformes; Xiphiidae. Gene Ontology annotation, molecular function: mRNA binding; poly(A) RNA polymerase activity.